AUGGCAUCGGUUCAAACUUUAAUAUUAGAAACUUUCCGCGUUUUCCGCCCGCAACAGCAAUCCUUCAGCAAUCGUCGCAAUACAAUAAAGAAAAAAAGUCGACAAGAUGUCUUCAAAGCCGAAGAACCAGAUCCGCGUUACGUUCGUGUGGAACGGCCAAUGUUUGGUCAUCUACAUCUGAUUUUGCGAAAACGUCCAGUGAGUGAGCAAUGUUGCGCGCAUACAUAUCAAUUGGUUCGAAUUGGAUGCAAUUUGCUAAAUCACUUCCUCGCCAUUGACCUAAUCCAUUAAUUUAUCCGAACUCCACAAGAAAUAUCUGUUAUUGGCGAUUUCCCAAAUGUUUCCACAAGCUUUAAUUUUUGUUCUCAACUAUGUGCACAAUGUUAUAGUAGUUGAUGCAUCUACAAAUCACACCUUUUCGAAAUAAUUGGUCUUCGGCACCCUCUACCCCGCUUACGCAUCAUACAAGGCUGUGAAAUCGAAGAAUGUCAAGGAAUACGUGAAAUGGAUGAUGUAUUGGAUUGUCUUUGCACUCUUCACUUGCGUGGAAACCAUCACAGAUGUCUUUCUGAGUUGGUUUCCAUUCUAUUACGAAAUUAAGAUAAUAAUGGUGAUAUGGCUGCUGUCUCCAGCCACGAAGGGGUCUAGCUUUUUAUACAGGAAAUUUGUACAUCCUAUGCUUAGUAGCAGAGAACAAGAAAUUGAUGAGUAUAUAUCAAAAGCCAGAGAGCAAAGUUACAAGCAGGUUUUGGAUUUGGGAUCAAAGGGUGUCAACGUGUUGAUGCAAACCGCCCUCAAGAGUGGAGGUGGUUUGGUGAAUCAAAUAAAGAAGAGUUACAGUUUGAGCGAUUUGAGUGAUCAUCGGGUCAGGGAGGAAGGCGCCGAUGAGACCGAUGUUAUGAUCACAGAUCCUAGGUUGUUGAGGAAGAGGCAGAGUCCGAGGAGGACGCCUUCUACUUCCAUGUAUUUCUCGGAGAUCGACGUGAGGACGGAUGCGAUCGUAUCCGUUCAGUCUGCCGAAGAUCUGAGUUCGGGGUAUUCGAGUGGCGAAGCUCUAACUCAUCCGAUCAAAGGACGGGAGGGAUUGGUGAGGACCGCUUCCAUAGGCGGGAACAGGGCCAGGCCAACGAGAGUCACCAGGUCGACGGCUGUUCCAAAGAAAAGCGCUACCACCGACGCCAACUCAGAGUUGGAAUUAGAGGAGUCUAAAAGUAUAAUUGCACAGGCCGAUUCGUCGAGCGACGAGGACUUUAAAGAUAUGGAAGAGAUGGUUCCGAAAGCAGGAGGUGGCUAGUGCGACGUUACCACGUGUCAAAAAGGCGGUGAAGAAGAAAACUCUAUAAGCGCGCAACACACGAGCUCGCUCACCUUACUUAGUUCAUUUUACUUAUUUAUGUAAUACUUGUGUAUCUGUCUCCAAUAUGCAUAUGCGAUAUGAUUAUUUAAUUUUUCAAUUGUGACUCAUUUAACGUGUCUGUGUGUUUAUGUAACGGUUUCUACCGAUUGGGGCGGAUGCCCGACGUUAAGUUUCUGUAAAUGAUUGUUAGAUUUUAUGUGAUGCGGAAAGAUGAAGAACAAAAAAAAACAACGUGAAAGAUGAAGAGAAAUGUUCGUUGUUUCCUUUGCUUUUCCUUUUUUUUUUAUUUGUUUUUGGUAAUUAGGUAUACCUUUAUAUCAAUACCGAAAGAAUUAAAAAAAAAAACAGGAGAGUUUUACGAAACAGAACCGAAAUCAUUGCUCAGUUAAUUAUGUUUUUUUUUCUUUUAAAUGUUGUCUUCUGUUUUUCUAUGAUCGUAUUACCGUACGAAAUAUAUAUAUAUUUUUUUUUCUGUAUGUAUGUAUAGAGAAUAAAAGUAGAAUCCGAGAACGGGAGAAAACCA
This is a messenger RNA of Nicrophorus vespilloides, 1880 nucleotides long. RefSeq names its product receptor expression-enhancing protein 1 (gene ReepA). The transcript has 8 exons. The record is from RefSeq and is a predicted model, not a curated record. Lineage: Eukaryota; Metazoa; Arthropoda; Insecta; Coleoptera; Silphidae. Bases 509 to 1294 code for a protein of 261 amino acids. Gene Ontology annotation, cellular component: cytoplasmic microtubule; endoplasmic reticulum membrane; endoplasmic reticulum tubular network. Gene Ontology annotation, biological process: endoplasmic reticulum tubular network organization. Gene Ontology annotation, molecular function: microtubule binding.